AUGAGUCAUCAUUAUUCAAUGCAAUCACAAUUUCUAUCAUCGUCAUCGUCAUCAUCAUCAUUAUUAUUAACAGACAGAUCAAAUAUUACUCAUUCGAAUACUGAUCUAAUUAUGGGAAAUACUGUCCCGUCCUCUUUUCUUGAAAUGAAUUUAACCCAAACAGCAAAUGGUUUAUUAAAUAAUAAUAAUAACAAUAAUAACGGUGUGGAUUUGGAUCGUCAAACUCGUGUAAAUUUAACAGAUGAUAAUUCACAAUGUAAAUCACCAUUAUGGAUACCACCUGUUACACCAUAUACAUUACUUGGUUUAUUAAAACCUCAUUUAACACAAUCUAGUUUACUUGUUAAUAACAAUACAACACAUCAAAUACAACAACAAACAAGUAAUGGAACAAUUAUAAAUACAAAAUUAUGUGAAGAUUCAAUAGGACAUCAACCAUUUCAACAACAACAACAGUCUAGUUUAAAACAAUCACAACAGCAAAUCUCAUCAAUGUCUGCUUAUCUUUCGGAACUUUUGAAUCAAUCUCAAACAUCGAUAACAACAACAACAACAACGACUAGUGGGAAGAAUUCAGUACAUGCUUUAUAUGAGAAAAUUCUUAUCGGUGAAUUAGAUCAAUUGCAUAAAUCACUGGAACAACGAUGUCUUCUUUCCAACACAUUUGAUUCAAGUCAAUUAAUGACAAUUUCAUGCUCCGAAGACAAUGUUAACAGUGGUGUUAGUGGUCGGGAGAAUACAAACUCCACGAUAAUGACACCAGCAAUACCAGUAACAACAAACCCCUCAUCAUCAUUAUCAUCUACAACAAUAACUGGUUUGAAAAUUGGUAAUAAUCCAACAUUAGGUACCAAUUUACCAGCAUUAACAACUGAUCCUGCUAGAGCAUUACUUAUUGCUGGACAAGUAUGUGAUUGGCCAGGUUGUGGAGCUAUUCUUGGUCCAGAUACAUCGUUUAUUGAACACUUGAAUAAAACACAUCAAUUAUCAUUACAAGCCCUUGCUCAAGUUGAAGUAUGUGCAUCAAGGUUAGAAUUGUACUUGAGAACAGUUCGUAAAGAAUCACAACGUUUAAAUGCAAUGGUACGACAUCUAAUCAGUAGAGCGCGUUGUGGUGGUACAAGUUUUGAAUGGUCAACUAAUUCAUCAUUAUCAUCAUCAUCAUUAUGUAAUUCAGUUCCUGCAUCAUUUGGAAAUUGUUCAUUAAAUUGUUUUCCUGGAUGUAAUAGCAAUACUAAUAAUAAUAAUCAAACAAUUAAUCAAGUUGGUUCCUUUAAAUGGAAUACAAAUGGACAUUUAGAUUCUACCGUUAAUUCCCUGGCAAAUGGAACAUUGGAAUUGCCGGAUAAGACAGAAUUAGAAUCAAAUUCCGUAUACGAAUCCCAAGUACAAAAUAUUAAUUCAAUCUAUCGUACUGAUAAUCCAAUGCAUUGUAGUCCAGUUUAUAGUAAUACAACAACUACUUCAGAAUCAUGGUGUACAGAUCAAUUAAUUAUACCUGAUUGCACUGCAAUGUCUGUGCUACGUGAUUUACCAUUACAUCAUAGACGUAGUGCAGUACAUUCAUUAACAUCACGUUGGUCUACAUCGAAUCAUCAUUCAACAUUAGAUACAAAUUAUAAUUCAAAUACAUUGGUAAAUCAAAUUCCCAGUAAUAAUAAUGGUAGUAAUAAUACUACUACUAAUAAUAUUAAUAAUUGUAAUUUGCCACCUGCUCUACCCGUAUUUCCAAAUAAUCCAAAUGAUUGUUCAUCAUCCAACAAUAAUAUAGUGGAUAAAUUAACUAUUCCCUCACCAUCUACACCACCGACUUCAUGUCAUCCAGCUUUAAUAGCUAGUGCAGCGGCAGCAUUAUUGUCAAGUGUUUCAAGUUUGCAAAAUCAAAUCAUCACCAGUAUGUCAACUCAUCAUCCUGUCCUAACUGGUCAAUUUCAAACUGCAACUGAUACUCAACUUCCGCAUCAAUCGACAUCAGCGAACGCAGCUGCCGCGGCUAUGGCGGUUGCAGCUGCGGCGGCAGCAGCUUCCGGUUUAUCUAACCCUGCGUCAAUGUCAUGGCUUCCAAGAUCAACUGCUGCUGCGAAUAAUAAUAGUAGCAAUAGUAUUGGUGUCGGUGGCGGCAAUACCACAAAUUUUGAUCCUAAAGAAUUUGAUACAACUGCUGCCGCGGCAGCAGCAGCAGCCGCCGCCGCCGCUGCAGCGGCUGUAGCUGCUUCUAAUCCCGCCUCAGCAAACGGUGUAUUUUUCGACUCGAAUACCACAACUCCCAUUGUUCCUGCUCCUCCGCCUCCACCUCCCGCCGCUCCUACAGCUGUCGCUGUCACUACUACCACUUCGCAUACAAGCCUCACAUCAUCAUUGUUUGAUAAAGCUGUUAAACAACGUUGGUUCGAUGCAACUAGACAAGACGAAUUGAUGAUAACAACAACACCAACACCACCACCGCUUCCAGCAAUAACUUUAACAUCAACGGCAGUAACAACGGUGACUUCGUUGCCCAUGGCUGCGAUCACCACUACUAUGUCAGUAGUAGGGAAGUCAUCUAAUAGUAAUAAUAAUAGUAGUAAUAGUAUUGGUGCUAGAACAAGAGCUAGAGAACAUCAAAUGAAAUCAUCUGUUAAUCAGGAAUCAUCUAUUAUAGAAUUGGAAAAACAAGGUAGAACUAUUGAAAAUUCCGAUAAGUCCACAAUUCACUGUAAUAUACCAGAAGCUAUGGAUUCUGAAAAUUCAUUAGUGAUGACAUGUGAAAAUCUUGCAUACACAUCAUCAUCGUCACAACAACAAACAUCGUUGUCAUCCGCAGUAAUCGUAGUACCGGCAGUAGUAUCAUCAUCAACAGGAACUUCAUCUUUGACAUCAGUGAUGACCACUGCAGCUGUCACAACAAUACCAACUACAACAACAUCACAGACAACAAAGACGACAGCCACGUCAAGUACAAAUGGUACCUCUUCAACUGCAAACAAUAAUAAUAAUAAUACAUCAUUAGCUCAAAGACAAUACUAUCGAUCACAUUGUGCACGUCCCAGAUUCACUUAUGCUAAUUUAAUACGUCAAGCAAUAUUAGAAUCACCGGGACAACAAUUAUCAUUAAGUGCAAUUUACGUAUGGUUACAACGUGAAUUUGCUUAUUUUCGACAAAAUGAAGCUACAUGGAAAAAUGCUGUAAGGCAUAAUUUAUCAUUACAUAAAUGUUUCCGACGAUUGGAAACCACAUCUGGUUCAGUUUGGGUUGUUGAUGAAAGUGAAUAUCAAAGACGUAAGGCUAAACGAGCAGUACGUUGGUAUCCCAAUAGCACUGGAGGUAAACAUCAAGGUUCCACAAAAUCUACUCGUACUGAUAGUGUAGCCAUAGCUAAUGAAACUGUUUCACCAAAAGUCACAACAGCAUUAGUACCAGGAAUAGUCGAUGCCUCAAUUCCUAUGGAUACUCAAUUAACAACUCCAUUAUCAUCACCAACACAUCCAAUUAUAUCACAUCAAUUAUUCACUACAGGGGGUGAAUCGAAUAAUCCGUCUAAUUCACCAAAAUCAAAUGUCUCUCCUGAAUUAAGUACAUCAUCAACAUUUCAUACAAUUGGUGCCUCUAAUACAACUCCAUCUCAGUCAUCUCCUCUAUUAUCAGCUUUAUUAUUACCUGGUUUAAAUCAAGAAACUUUUCAGAGUCGUAAUUUAGCCUUGAAUCAAGCUAAUUUUAUGAAAAUAGAAGAAUCUGAAGGAGGAAUGAUAAUUCCACCUGCUGGCAAUUCAACAAUAAUGAUAUCAACUAACAAUAGUCCUACAAAUAAUAAUAAUAAUAAUAAUGCAAUUACUUCAUAUUCAUCAUCAAUAACGUCAUCAUCCUCAUUGUAUACAAAUAUUAUGUCUUGUACAACAAGUCUGCUUUCAAACGAUGUUUUCACAACCGACUACAACAACACUUCUAUCAUCACUGAUUCUACUACUGAUGAUAAUGAUGAUAAUAAUAAUGAUAUGAUGAAUGCGAUUCUCAAAGAUUCUCUUCCAACUGUUACUAUCACUUCUUAUCCAACUGGCGUUGAUGUUGUUCAAGUUGAUUGUAGUAGUGAUGGUACGGAAGGUGGGCAGCUUGACAAAAUGUCGGCUAUUAACAACAACAUCCACAGCAAUAAUAAUGUAGAUUCGUUAAAGUCAGAUAUUGAAAUGGUGAGUGCUUCUGAAUCAGAGAUCAUCUCUAGUGGUAGUAUAAUUAACUCGGAACAAAUCACUGAACAAAGUCGAAUAACAGAAUUACCAGAGAAAUUUUCCACGUCAACAUCAUUAUUAUCAAUGUCGACACUGAAUGCAGAAGAUUCAAGUUAUACUACUACUAUUAAUAACAGUAAUAAUAAUGAUAAUGGAUCGGUGAAUGAUAAUAUAAUUAAAACAUCUGUAGAUACAAUUCCCAUUGAUAUUAAUAAUACAAACAAAACCGCGAUUGCACUAAUAAACAAUACUAAUGAAGUGAUUACAGUAAUGACAACGGUGGCUACCACUGCUACUAUUACUACUACUACUACCACUCUAAGCUGUGAUCCAGAUGAUGAUGAUGAUGAUGGUGAGGUGGAGAAUAAUGAUGGUUGUGGUGACGAGACUGUUACUACUACUACUACUCGCAGUGGUAGUAAUAAUAAUAAUAAUAAUAAAAACAAUACAAUAACGAAUUCAAGUUCACGAAAAUGGCCAUCUGUUCGUCUUGUGCCUAAUUUAUUACGUCAUCCUACAAAAUAUACAACAAUCUAA
Molecule: messenger RNA, 4740 nt
Organism: Schistosoma mattheei
Lineage: Eukaryota; Metazoa; Platyhelminthes; Trematoda; Strigeidida; Schistosomatidae
Source: the annotation of a GenBank genome assembly